CAAGACAGAAUUGCAGUUCUGUCAAAUGUAAGACUGUCAUUCAUUUUUGUGAAACAGCUAGCGAAAUGUCUGAUUGUGCCGGUGAUAAUUCAAAACCACGAGUAGUGGUUCUAGGAGGAUGCGGCUUCAUCGGCCGGAACCUGGUGGAUUACUUGAUAUCUGAGGACUUGGUGAGCGGGUUGCGCGUCGUGGACAAGACACCGCCACAACUCGCUUUCCUCAACCCGAAGCACACCAAGACAUUUGAAGACCCCCGAGUUGAAUAUAAAAGCGCGAACCUUAUUAAUCCUGCGUCAUGCGCGUCCGCGUUAGACCCAGGCGAGGGUUCUCCGUGGGGCCUGGUGGUGAACUGCGCCGGCGAGACCCGCGUGGGGCAGACCGAGGCGGUGUACUCCGAGGGCAUCUACACGCUCAGCACGAACGUCGCCAAGCAGUGCGCCAAGCUGGAGGUGCCGCGCCUCGUCGAGAUAUCCAGUGGACAGAUGUACAGCACUGAUAAGCCUCACAAAGAAGACGGCCCAGUAGAACCGUGGACGGUGGAAGCGCGGAUGAAGAGCAAAGUGGAGCAGGAGCUGAAGGACAUGCAGGACGAGCUGAACUACACCAUCAUCAGGCCAGCCAUCGUGUACGGCAUCGGGGACAGGAGGAGCCUCACGCCGCGACUCCUGUACGGCGGUAUCUACAAGCACCUGAACGAGACCAUGAAGCUGCUGUGGACGAGCGAGCUGAAGAUGAACACUGUGCACGUGCGGGACGUGUGCCGCGCGGCCUGGACGCUGGGCGGCCUGCCCGCCGCGCGCGGACAGGUCUACAACUGUGUGGACCUGGCCGACUCCACGCAGGGCUCGCUGGCCGAACUCGUCGCGGACAUCUUCGGCAUCAAUCAUGAUUACUACGGCACCGCCAUCUCUACUUUAGCUAAGAACGACAUAGCGUCGGUGGCGGAGGAGGCGAACGACAAGCACCUGACGGCGUGGGCGGACAUGUGCCGGCGCUACGGGCUGGCGCACACGCCGCUGGAGCCGCUGGCGCCCGCCGAGCUGCUGCUGCAGCGCCAGCUGUGUCUGUGCGGGGCCCGUCUGCGCGCGCUGCUGCCGCCCGCCAUGCCCAGGCCCACGCGAGAGGCGCUCAAGGAGGUACUGGAAGACUAUGCUGCGAUGAACCUCUUCCCCAAAGAACUGCUCCUAUGACCGACUCCAAACUAAUAUUAAAUCAUCAUCGAUAUUUUACAUACAUUCAUACUAUGUAAAAUUAUACACAAUACUUAUUACAUAAAAUAACCGACUACCAAUAAGGCCAAGCAAUAAUUUUGUUUUCUUUUAUAUUUAAUACAAUUUAAAACCUACUCAAGUGUCAAAGAAAUAAGAUUUUAAUUUUAAGUGAGUUCAACUUUAUGAGAACUCAGUCUCAUUUGGAAGUCGGUUAAGUCAUUCAUACACACGUCUGUGUUGCGAUAUUCGAUCACAAGUAUUAAUGUAUUUUCAUAAAUAUGAAUAUUAUUUAAGAGUAGAUAUCCUUACGGUCAUCUGAUACAAAGAUCUGCACAUACUGUUGUGUGUGUGACACCGUACAAUCUUGGUGUCAGUUUGAUCGUAGUUAACUUUCACACCGUAACCCGAUCAGUGUAGCGUUGAUGUUUCAUCAGAACUUAGGCAUGGUAUAGAAUAGUCAGUGUGUGUAAUACCCCCCACCCCUUGGCGGUCAAUGUUUUCUCGUCUUUAUUCGAAAAUUCGUUUUAGCUUCUACAUGUGCAUAUUUAUAUAAGCGACUGUCGACUUAUUAAUUUCAUUCAUAAUAUUUUUAAUGCAACACUGUGAUACAAAGUGAGACGUUUCGAGAUCAAAAUAAAACUUUUCCGAAAAGUAUUUUAUAUAGAAAUGGUGACAAUAACUUUAUAAAAGACAUUUGAGAACUAACCAUAGUCUACUUUAAGGGAUCGAAGACUGUGAACAAUACCAAAAAGCAAUGCUAACUUUGCUUUUUUUUACAAAAAUCUUAACCUCAUAUUUCUGCAUUUUUUAUUCCAUCCAAUGAGAAUUGAAAUAAUAAAUAGUUUUUAUAUGUAAUGUAUUACGAGUAAAAGCUCAACGUAGCGUAGUACUUAAUAGUAUUCGUUUUUAUUCAAUAAUGGUGCAAAAAUAUUUAGUUUUAUGGUAUAUUAUUAUUCUAUUUUUAUUUUAUUGAUUCAAUUACUUUUUAUGCUAUAUCUUAAAAAGUUUAGGCGUUAUUUGUAAUUAAGAAAAGAUUUCUAUUUUUUUAAGAUCUGUGUACCUACUAUGAUGACUAUCCGUAUAUUUUACAUCGUUUAUUCUCAAUAGAACAAGGAUACAAGUGAAACUUAACAGGUUUUAUGAUAAUAUGUAUUUCUUGAUAUUUUCUAUGGUCUCAAACUGGACUGAUAGUCGUAACUAAAUAAUAAAACGGCCUUUAUCUUGAAUAGGUCAGUGACAAGGAAAUGUGUCCGAAGUUAAGGUAGACUCAAGAUUAUUUACUGGAGUAUUACCUAAUGCCAAACUCAGUUCUAAAGCUGAUUGUUUGGCUAAUCGACUUCUUGGUUAAAGGACACGUGAUCCAAGAGAAUUGUUUAAAUUUAAUUAAUAAAUGAUACCGAAAUACGUCCGAGCGAAGUUGAACCAAACAAACACGAUAACACAGUUGCUAGUUUGAUUUAAACAUUAUAUUAUACUGUACUGCUUUUAAAUGUGCUUCAGUCCCGAAACAUGGUUUCUUGUAUAUUGCUAGAUAAACUAAGUAUAAAGAGUCAGUCCUCACUGGAGAGCAGCGGCCGCAAGAGUGACUGUCGCCAGAAGCCUUGCCUUCAAAUGACUAAAGUUUCUCGUUAAUAAGAUUCUCAACUUUUUCUAAUACGUUGCUUCGUUUAGACGCUGCCGGCCGCUGUUCAGUCAGUGUGAAGUGACCCUAAGUCAUGAUUAAAAUUAAGAGCUUAACCCCCGAACACUGUUACACAACUUACAACGUCACUUAAAGUGAUAAACACAGCUUGAGACUCAAACGUGACGAACUGACCCCACGUGUCAGUAUUCGGGGGUUGUUUAAAGGCCUAAAUGUAACUUUAAUCUUUGUGUCAGAAAACGUUUUAGUGGGCUAAUAUAGUGCGGCAAUACAAAAAGAUUAUUUUUGUCACCUCAAAAACAAUAAUUAUUUUCGUUGUGCAGUCCACGGCUGGGCAUGAGUCUUACAACUGUUCCGCGUAAAGGUGGGCAGAG
Molecule: messenger RNA, 3227 nt
Organism: Trichoplusia ni (cabbage looper)
Lineage: Eukaryota; Metazoa; Arthropoda; Insecta; Lepidoptera; Noctuidae
Exons: 7
Coding region: 66-1190 (374 amino acids)
Source: RefSeq, a predicted model, not a curated record